GUAGCAGCAGCCCAGCCAUAGAACGGCUCCAGCCUGCACUGAGAUGGAAAUGGCGUCAGGAUCAGGGCUGGGAGUCCUCUCCUCAUCCUAGGACAUAGAGGAGGGAGGGAGGGGGAAGGGAUCUGUACUCCGGGAUCCCCCGGGAUGGGCCAUCUACCUGAUGGAGUGACCGUGCCCCAUGUGACGACCUGUAAGAAGACUUGAUCGGAGACUGUGUGGCCCCCCGCGGUGGAGGUGCUCAUCCCUCCAGGAUCGCCCUGUGAUCGGAUGGUAAAAUGUCGGAUAGCAAGGUGAAAGUGGCCGUCAGAGUCCGGCCCGUGAACCGGAGAGAACUGGAUUUGAAUACAAAAUGCAUUGUGGAGAUGGAAGGGAAUCAGACAAUCCUGCAGCCUCCACCUGCCAACAGCAAGCAAAGCGAGAACAGAAAACCACCAAAGGUUUUUGCAUUCGAUUAUUGUUUUUGGUCGAUGGAUGAGAAAAACACUUCAAAAUAUGCAGGUCAAGAAGAAGUUUUCAAGUGCCUUGGGGAAGGAAUUCUUGAUAAUGCCUUUCAGGGAUACAAUGCUUGUAUUUUUGCAUAUGGGCAAACAGGUUCUGGAAAAUCCUUCUCCAUGAUGGGGACUGCAGAUCAGCCUGGCCUUAUCCCACGACUCUGUUGUGCUUUAUUUCUGAGAGCUACAGAGUUGGAAAAUGACUCUCAAACCUUCAAAGUGGAAGUCUCCUAUAUGGAAAUUUACAAUGAGAAGGUUCGAGAUCUGUUAGAUCCUAAAGGAAGUCGACAUUCCCUUAAAGUUCGGGAGCACAAGGUGUUGGGACCAUAUGUGGAUGGUUUAUCCCAAUUAGCAGUAACAACAUUUGAGGAUAUUGAGUCAUUAAUGUCCGAAGGAAACAAAUCUCGAACUGUUGCUGCAACUAACAUGAAUGAAGAAAGCAGCCGAUCACACGCUGUAUUUAACAUCAUUGUCACCCAAACCUUGUACGACCAUCAGUCUGGUAAUUCUGGAGAGCGAGUCAGUAAAGUGAGCUUGGUGGAUUUGGCUGGCAGCGAGAGAGUUUCCAAAACGGGUGCUGCAGGAGAACGUCUUAAGGAAGGAAGCAACAUCAACAAGUCACUAACAACUUUGGGUUUGGUUAUAUCUUCUUUGGCCGAUCAAGCUGCAGGGAAAGGGAAGAACAAAUUUGUGCCUUACAGAGAUUCUGUGCUAACAUGGCUUCUAAAGGACAAUUUGGGAGGCAACAGCAAGACAGCCAUGAUAGCAACAAUAAGCCCAGCAGCAGAUAACUAUGAAGAGACCCUGUCCACACUACGGUAUGCUGAUCGAGCUAAAAGGAUAGUCAACCAUGCUGUAGUGAAUGAAGAUCCUAAUGCCAGAGUUAUCAGAGAACUACGAGAAGAGGUGGAUAAACUCAAAGAACAGCUGUCACAGGCAGAGGCAAUGAAAGCACCUGAACUGAAAGAAAAAUUAGAAGAAUCUGAGAAAUUAAUUAGGGAACUGACAAUUACCUGGGAAGAGAAGCUGCGGAAAACAGAAUCUAUUGCCCAGGAAAGACAGAAGCAGCUGGAAAGUAUGGGGAUUUCUCUACAGUCUUCGGGUAUUAAAGUUGGCGAUGACAAAUGUUACCUGGUGAACCUCAAUGCUGACCCCGCACUCAAUGAACUGCUGGUUUAUUAUUUAAAGGACUACACGAAGGUGGGUGCGGACACUUCUCAGGACAUACAGCUUUUUGGCAUUGGGAUUCAACCUGAGCACUGUGUGAUCGAUAUUGCCACCGAUGGGGAGAUUUCCUUAACACCAAAAGAAAACGCACGGACAUGUGUGAAUGGGGUGCAGAUAUGCUUCACAACCCCCUUGUGGCACGGAGACAGGAUCCUUUGGGGAAACAACCAUUUCUUCAGGCUGAACCUGCCAAACAGGAAACGAAAAGAAUGGCUGAAGGAAUUUGAGAAAGAAGCUGGUAAUACUGAAACUGAUCUGGAUGCGACAAGUGAAGCUUCAUCAGAACCAGACUAUAAUUAUGAAUUUGCACAGAUGGAAGUGAUAAUGAAGGCUUUGAACAGCAAUGAUCCUGUCCACAGUGUUGUCCAAGUCCUGGAGAAGCAGUAUUUGGAGGAAAAGAGAAAUGCUCUGGAAGAACAGCGGCUCAUGUAUGAGAGAGAGCUAGAACAACUACGACAUCAGCUAUCCCCAGAAAGACACCAGCACAGCAACGAGCGCCUCUCCUACACCUCUCAAACAACACAGCAGAAAAUGAACAUGUGGGCAGAGGAGCGGGAUGUGCUAUUUCGGCAGAGCCUUUCUAAGCUCAGGGAGCAGAUUGUAAAGGCCAACACUUUAGUGAGAGAAUCUAACUUUUUAGCAGAAGAAAUGGACAAAAACACAGACUAUCAGGUCACACUUCAAAUCCCAGCUUUCAAUCUCAGCGCCAACCGAAAGAGAGGAGCGAUAGUGAGUGAGCCAGCUAUUCAAGUGAGGAGAAAAUGUAAAGGUACCCAAGUGUGGAGCAUCGAGAAGCUGGAGAAUAAGCUCAUUGAUAUGAGAGAAGCUUACCAGGAAUGGAAAGAAAGCCCACUCCAGAAUAAAAAAAUCGCAUAUAAAAAAGGGGAUCCGUUUUAUGAAGCACAAGAAAACCACAAUCUUAUUGGAGUAGCUAAUGUGUUCCUAGAGUGUCUCUUUUAUGAUGUUAAACUUCAAUAUGCAGUGCCUAUCAUUAGCCAGCAGGGGGAGGUCGCAGGACGGCUUCAUAUUGAGGUGAUGCGAGUUACGGGUGUAGUUCCUGAGUGCGUAGUGGGUGAUGACUCUUCAGAAAAUUCCAGCGAAAGUGGUAGUUUUGAAAUCAUUGACAACAGUGGUGAAAUAAUCUACAGGCCCAAAAAGUUGACCUGCCGAGUAAAGAUUAAAGAAGCUACAGGCCUUCCUCUGAACCUGUCAAACUUUGUAUUCUGUCAGUACACCUUUUGGGAUCAGUCAGAACCUACAGUAGCACCACCCAUGGUCAAUCCUGAUAUGCCUUCACCAAGAAGUAAAGAUGCUCAGUUUACAGUAAAAUUUGCACAUUCUAAGGAUUAUGUGAUUAGCAUUACAGAAGAAUUUUUGGAGUUUAUCGCUGAGGGUGCCCUUGCAAUAGAAGUUUGGGGUCACAGAUGUGCUGGAAACGGAAGAUCUGUGUGGGAGAUCGACUCUCUCCAUGCUAAAUCUCGAACGUUGCGAGACAGGUGGAAUGAGGUAACACGAAGAAUUGAAACGUGGAUAUCUAUAUAUGAGUUAAAUGAGAAUGGGGAAUAUACAUCUGUGGAAUUGCAUCAAGCAAGGGAUGUGAAUACAGGUGGUGUGUUCCAGCUAAGACAGGGUCACUCUCGGAGAGUUCAGGUGGCUGUGAAUCCUGUGCAGAAUUCUGGCACGUUGCCUCUCAUGGUUGAAGCCAUUCUCUCUGUUUCGAUUGGCUGUAUCACAGCUCGCUCAACCAAGCUACAGAAGGGGCUGGACAGUUAUCAGAAAGAUGAUGAUGGUGAUGAUGAUAUGGAUAGUUACCAGGAGGAGGACCUGAACUGCGUUCGUGAAAGGUGGUCAGAUGCAUUAAUUAAACGCAAGGAAUACUUGGAUGAACAGAUCCAGAAAAUCAUCAACAAGCAAGAAAAAACUGAAGAUGAUAUUGAGCGGGAAGCACGGCUGGUUGAGCAGUGGGUGGGCCUUACAGAAGAGAGGAAUGCAGUACUUGUACCAGCACCAGGAAGUGACAUUCCAGGAGCUCCAGCAAACUGGACUCCUCCAGCUGGAAUGGAGACGCAUAUUCCUGUCCUUUUUCUAGAUCUUAAUGCUGAUGAUCUCAGUGCCAAUGAACAGCUUGUGGGUUCACAUGCAGCAGGCGUUAAUUCUAUAUUACCAAAGGAGCAUGGGAGCCAGUUUUACUACCUGCCAAUCAUCAAGCACAGUGACGAAGAGGUUUCAGCCAUUGCUUCCUGGGACUCUGCAAUCCAUGACUCACUACACUUGAAUAGGAUUACUCCACAGAAUGAGCGCAUAUAUCUUAUUGUGAAGGUGACAGUGCAACUCAGUCACCCAGCUGCUAUGGAGCUGGUUCUCAGAAAGAGAAUUGCUGUCAAUGUAUAUAAUAAACAGAGUUUUACGCAAAGCCUAAAAAGACGUAUGUCUAUCAAGAAUAUGCUCUAUUCCUGUGGAGUUAGCUAUGAAAUUGUGUCCAAUAUCCCAAAGGCAACAGAAGAGCCUGAGGACAGAGAAACCCUGGCUUUGAUGGCAGCAAGGAAUGAGUAUGAAGCCACUUCUGAUGGAGAGACCUAUAUUGAGAAAUAUACACGGGGUGUUCUACAGGUGGAGAACAUUCUGAGUCUAGAGCGACUGAGACAGGCAGUGACAGUAAAGGAAGCCAUUGCAAACAAAACAAAGCACAUUCGGAGAAGCUUGAGCACACCCAACAUGCACAAUGUUUCUUCUAGCCGCCUGGAUUUGUCUGGCUUUGAAGAAGAUGACAAGGGAUGGUCAGAAAACCAGCUAGAUGUGUCUGACUACUCUUCCAGCUAUAAAGAUGUAUCAGGCUGUGGACGUCAGCUUACUGAAUCUCCUAGAAGAAGCAAUGGUGGAGGUGGAACCCCAGAAAGUCCACAAGCCUUGGUGACGGGUUCAUUUAAAACUUUUUCACCACAGCCACCAAAAUUUUUUACGCCGUUAAUGCCUGUGAAAGAGGAACAUAAAAGAAAAACCCCUAUUGAAACUCAGCCAUUGCUUGGUCAAGAGAGCAUGCCUUCACCACUGACAAAUAACACUGGCAUUGCUGUGCCCUCUGGAGCUAAUACCAGCUGCAUGCCAGUAGAUACCAGUAUUAGUCAUGAAGAUACCAUUGAUUCAGAAGAAGAAGACCUGGAACUAGAUGAAGGAGCUAUCAAAAAAGAGACCAGUUCCACCAGUUUAACUACUUUCAGGCCUUAUGUGCCAGAGGAGUUUGCAGACUUUAGUGUUUACAAUGCUAGCCUGGAUAACAGGGAAUGGAUAACCUCAAAAACAGACUUUGCUUGUUCGUUUUCUUUGGAUAAAGAAGUUUCUCGAAGUCCUACCACUAGCAGUGUUACAAGUGGCUAUUUUUCCCAUAGUGCUUCCAAUGCUACACUGUCUGACAUUGUGGUUCCUUCUAGUGAAAGCAUGGACCAAUUAAUGCCUCAAGGCAGGGAUGUAGAAACUAAUGAACCUACGGGACAACAGUUAGCACAGAACUGCAAAUCUUGUGCACAUAAAGCGUUGAAGGAUGGAAAUUGUACAGAAAAUACCACUAGCUUAUCUGCUUUUACAGAAAAAAGUGCCUUUAAUAAAGUGCCAUAUUGCACUACUGAAAAUGCUGCUGCAAUGUGUAGAAUUGUAUCCUCUUCCUCUGUGGAUAGUAACAAAGAAACUUUUGUCAAGUUUUUCCCCUGUGAAGUUGCUGUGGAACAUACUUGUGAUAUUUUGGAAGACCACUCGUUUACGGAAUUUAUGGGGGUAGAAGAUGGGAAAGACUUUGAACAUCCAGAGGACUCGCCCACUUGCUCUUCUAAUGGGGAAAAGGAUGGUGUGGUGUUUGUAGACUUUGGUUCUGUUAUGUCAGAUCUUUCGUAUAACAUGUCACAGCAGAGUAUGUCCGAACAAAGUGAUCAAAACUCAGUCUGCCUUGAAGAACCUGCCUUAUUUAACAAAACUCAACCAGAAAGUGAUAUGCUUACACAGAACCAUCUGGAUGUUUCAGAUGACUUAGAAGACAGUUCUUCUGAAUCAUCAUGCCACUUUUCUUUAGGUGACCAGGUAUGCAUUGGGGAAAAUAAGUUUGGAACAGUACGAUAUAUUGGUGCAGUGGAUUUCUCAUGUGGAGUAUGGAUUGGAGUUGAACUCCAUGUCCAAUUAGGUAAACACGAUGGCACCGUAAAAGGCAAGGAAUACUUCCGGUGCAAACCCAAAUACGGAGUGUUCGUCCGCCCCAAUCGUUUAACUAAAGCACUGGUUUCAACAAAAAAAGACAAGAGCAACACUUUGAGGCCUCAGAUAUAUAACCCAGAGAAGCGAAAAGGUUCCUUCACAAAAGGGUCUCCUGCAACCAGGACACGAGAUACAGCCCAGUAUUCAUCUGCUUCUGGAAACGAAGCGGCGUCUGCUUUUUCCAGAAAACAAGAGAACAGGAAGUCCUGGAUCAACUAAGAUGCAAUAAUUGCACUUGUGUAUAAACUGAUAUGAAUUGGUUUAAAAAGAAAGCUAUUUUUUGUACAGCUGUACAGUUUUAAUUUGUUUUCCUUAAAUGUUUACUUGGUUUGGUCAUAUUGUUCUAACAGUUUCUUUUUUUUUUUAAACAAGAGCUCUUAAAUUAGAUGGUCUGCCUUAUAGGCAGGUUGUUGCUGCACAUUUAAAGCACAACUGAAAGUGAUUAUGUAGAUAGGUGACAGGUACAGGUCUAUUUUAAAAUGAUGGCAGGGAGGAAGGGGGGGGUGCUAUAUUUUAAUUAAAGGAAAUAAAAUAUUUUAUUCCAAAACAGAUAAAAUAAACUGAAUAUACAUAUUUGCAAAAAUG
This is a messenger RNA of Rana temporaria (common frog), 6542 nucleotides long. It is a transcript of the gene KIF13A, whose product is annotated as kinesin family member 13A. Lineage: Eukaryota; Metazoa; Chordata; Amphibia; Anura; Ranidae. Gene Ontology annotation, biological process: regulation of protein localization; microtubule-based movement. Gene Ontology annotation, cellular component: adherens junction. The transcript has 40 exons. Bases 276 to 6176 code for a protein of 1966 amino acids. Gene Ontology annotation, molecular function: cell adhesion molecule binding; ATP binding; microtubule motor activity. The record is from RefSeq and is a predicted model, not a curated record.